This is a messenger RNA of Equus quagga, 2701 nucleotides long. RefSeq names its product ubiquitin interaction motif containing 1 (gene UIMC1). The transcript has 16 exons. Gene Ontology annotation, biological process: double-strand break repair; positive regulation of DNA repair. Gene Ontology annotation, cellular component: BRCA1-A complex. NCBI's taxonomy places the organism in Eukaryota, Metazoa, Chordata, Mammalia, Perissodactyla, Equidae. The coding region runs from base 293 to 2461 and encodes 722 amino acids. The record is from RefSeq and is a predicted model, not a curated record. Gene Ontology annotation, molecular function: DNA binding; histone binding; K63-linked polyubiquitin modification-dependent protein binding.
CGCGGCCCCUCCUCGCGGUGCCCUAGGUUCGCGCGGCUCCUUCCGCCCCCGCUCCUGACGUACUGCGGCCGCGCGCGGCCCCAACGCCCCGAAGCGGGGCUCGGCGCAGCGGCGGGGGCCAGCCGAGCUGGUGUGUCUCCCCGCCGUGCGGGGAGCGGAUGGCGGACGUUGCACACACACUCGGCGGUCACGGCAACCUUCUGAGCCGGUCCUUUGUCGCCUCGGUCCCCAGGUGCGGUAGCGGCGCCGGAGCGCCCGACUCAGCCCGCGGAGCGCGCUCGCACACAAAAAGAUGCCACGGAGAAAGAAAAAAGUUAAAGAAGCCUCUGAAGCUCAGAACCUGGAGAAGAAAGAUGCAGAAACUACCAGUUCUGUCACUGUGAAGAGGAAGCGUAGACUUGAGGAUGCAUUCAUUGUGAUAUCUGAUAGUGAUGGAGAGGAACCAAAGGAGGAGAAUGGACUGCAGAAAAUGAAGACAAAACAGUCAAAUAGAGCUAAGUGUCUGGCUAAAAGAAAAAUUGCACAAAUGACAGAAGAAGAACAGUUUGCUCUGGCUCUCAAAAUGAGUGAGCAGGAAGCUAGGGAAGUGAAUAGCCAGGAGGAGGAAGAAGAGGAGCUCUUGAGGAAAGCCAUUGCGGAAAGCCUGAAUAGUUGCCGGCCUUCUGAUGCUUCUGCUACAAGAUCUCGACCUGUGGCCACUGGACCAUCUUCACAGUCCCACCAAGAGAAAACCACAGACUCUGGGACCACUGAAGGCAUAUGGCAGCUGGUACCUCCAUCACUGUUUAAAGGCUCACUUAUCAGUCAGGGAAACGAGGCUGAGGAAAGAGAGGAGCCUUGGGACCACACUGAAAACACUGAAGAGGAGCCGGUCUCUGGCAGCUCAGGAAGCUGGGACCAGUCAAGCCAGCCAGUGUUUGAGAAUGAGAACGUUAAAUGUUUUGACAGAUGUACUGGCCGCUUGGCUGAGCGCACACAGUGUGGGAAGCCACAGGAAAGUACUGGGAGGGGUUGUGCUUUUCACAAAGCUGCCCAGGGUAUGGGGGACACAUCUAGGCACUGUCUGCCUACCCCAGCAGAUGCCAAAGGUCUCCAGGACAUUGGGGGCACUGUGCACUACUUCUGGGGUAUUCCAUUCUGCCCUGCUGGAGUAGACCCUAACCAGUAUACCAAGGUCAUUCUCUGCCAGUUGGAAGUUUAUCAAAAGAGCCUGAAAAUGGCUCAGAGGCAGCUCUUUAAAAAAAGAGAGUUUGGGGAACCAGUGUUACCUAGACCUCCUUCUCUGAUCCAGAAUGAAUGUGGCCAAGGAGAUCAGGCUAGUGAAAAAAAUGAAGGCAUCUCAGAAGAUAUGGGAGAUGAAGACAAAGAGGAGAGGCAGGAGUCUAGGGCAUCUGUCUGGCACUCAAAAACCAAGGAUUUCCAAGAAAGCCCAAUUAAAAGCUUGAAAGAGAAACUUUUGUUGGAGGAAGAACCAACAACCAGUCAUGGUCAGUCUUCCCAAGGGCUAUUUGUUGAAGAAACUUCUGAAGAAGGAAACUCUGUACCUGCCUCACAAAGCAUUACUGUUUUCAUCAGCAAGAGAAGCUCAAUCCUUAUGCCAGAGAGUUCUGCGGAAGAAAUCACCGUGUGUCCUGAGACACAGCUAAGUUCCCCUGAAAUUUUUGACCUUGAAAGAGAAGUCUCUGCAGGUAGCAGAGAGACCCUGGAUGCAUUAAUAAUGUCAGAUAAGGAGGUUGGUAACAGGGAAGACACUGAGAAGGAAAUACCUACUUCUACCUUCUCAUCCACUACCCGGAUAUCCUGCCCAGUAUGUGGCCAAGGCUUUCCCCGCUCAAAGAUCGAGCAACAUGCCAUGUACUGCAAUGGGCCAAUGGGGCAAGAUUCAGUGCUGACACGGAGACAAAAAGAGGCCAAGAGCAAGAGUAAGAGCAAGAGUGGGACAGCCGCCCAGACUUUCCUAGACAUUGACAAGAAUGAGAAGUGUUACCUCUGUAAAUCCCUGAUCCCACUGAGAGAGUACCAGUGUCACGUAGAGUCCUGUCUCCAGCUUGCAAGGGGUGACCAAGGAGAUGGGCCUGAAGAGAGUGGGAGAGUAUGCUCAACUGUGGAGGGGAAGCAGCAGCAGCAGCGGAGGAACCCAAAGGAAAAAGGUUGCAGAGAAGGCCGACUCCUUAGUCUCUUGGAACAAACCGAGCACAAGACUGCAGAUGCAGAGAUAAAGACUAAGUCUUCAGAAAUAGGAGCCUUCAGGUUGCCCUCACCAGGGAUGGAAGAGGCAGGCUGCAGCAGAGAGAUGCAGAGUUCCCUUGCACAUCUUGACUUAAAUGAGUCUCCCAUCAAGUCUUUUGUUUCCAUUUCAGAAGCCACAGAUUGUUUAGUAGACUUCAAAAAGCAACUUACUGUCCGACCAGUUAGCCGGACACGGACCAAAGCAGGCAGAGGAAGAAGGAGAAAAUCUUGAAUUUCUAGAGUCCACAGGUUGACCGAUCCAUUAGCAGUAGGGAUAGGCCAUGUUCAUUAAGCCUUAAUGGCCUCCAGUUCACUGUUGAGUAAGUUUUGGCCCUGCGAUUUUCACCACCAGCACCUACUCAGCAUUCUGGUUUUUAUGUUUUCUAUGAGCUAUACAGACAACUGUGUAUAGUAUUCUGUUUUAUACCAGUCUGUUUGAAUUCGCUUAUAGUUAAAAGAAAAUUUAAAUAUA